Molecule: messenger RNA, 2866 nt
Organism: Pseudophryne corroboree (corroboree frog)
Lineage: Eukaryota; Metazoa; Chordata; Amphibia; Anura; Myobatrachidae
Gene: PPP1R16B
Product: protein phosphatase 1 regulatory subunit 16B
Exons: 12
Coding region: 300-1961 (553 amino acids)
Biological process (GO): establishment of endothelial barrier; regulation of sprouting angiogenesis
Cellular component (GO): cytoplasm
Molecular function (GO): enzyme inhibitor activity; protein binding; myosin phosphatase regulator activity
Source: RefSeq, a predicted model, not a curated record
CUCUUACCCUAAGGACACCUGGUGCGGCGGUAAACAAAAAGAGCUAGUAGCCCUAUGUACUGAUCCCGGCAGUGUGACUGCAUACUCCCUCAAUGCUGUCAGUUGGAUCCCAAUUUCUAUUUCUACUGGAUUCUAAGGAAUGCCUGGUGGUCCCAGAGAUUUCAUAAUGGUUACGGAGCCUUGGAUACUGUCCUCUGAAAGAUGUUUGCUGGUCUCAGAACAGUGAUUCUUAUACAGAUAUGUUAAGGCAUCCACCACUUAUUGUAAUAGAGGAAAUAAUGCUGUUCUGACAUUGAGAUAUGGCCACAAAACCAAUGGACUUACUGACAGAACUUCAGCUCCUAGAGAAAGCAUCUACCUUAGAGAGACUACGUGCUGCAAAGAAAAGGAGAGAGCAACAGCUGAAGAGGUGGGCACAAAGUGAGAGGGAAGAAGAGAACAGGAGGCGACGACAGCAGAAAGCCAGAAGGAAGACUCCCACCAGGAGCAAGAGAGUGUCUUUCCCUUCUCGGGUCACCCUCCAUGAGGCUUGCUUGAGAAAUGACCCAGAGGAAGUCCUGUCUUUACUUCAGAGUAAUGUGGACCCCAACCUGUGUAAUGAAGAUGGCUUGACAGCUCUGCAUCAGUGCUGCAUUGAUAACUAUGAAGAUCUUCUCAAGUUGCUGUUAUCACACGGUGCUAAUGUUAACGUCACAGAUAAUGAGCUCUGGACUCCUCUUCACGCGGCAGCCACCUGUGGUCAUACUAACCUGGUACGGAUACUUAUUCAACACGGUGCAGAUCUGCUGGCAGUAAAUGCAGAUGGUCAUAUGGUGUAUGACUUAUGUGAGGAUGAAGCUACACUGAAUGUCAUAGAGAACUGUAUGACCUACAAAGGUAUCACACAAGAAAUGGUUAAUGAGGCCCGGCAGGCUCCAGAGUGUCACAUGCUGAAUGAUAUCAGAGCGCUGGUAGAAGCCGGACAGGACCUGAACAGAACAGACAGCCAAGGAGCUACUCUGCUUCAUAUUGCAGCCUCUAGGGGAUUCGCAGAAGUGACAGAGACUUUGCUUGAAAAUGGGGCUCAUGUGGAUGUGCAAGAUUUUGACCUAUGGGAACCUUUGCAUGCUGCAUCCUUUUGGGGUCAGAUCUAUGUGGCUGAAGUUUUGGUCUCACAUGGUGCCAGCCUUAGCAGCAAGACUACUUUGGAGGAAACACCUCUUGAUCUAUGUGAGGAUGAUGAGCUUCGUUCUUUGCUCCUGGAGCUGAAGCACAAACAUGAUCUGAUUAUGAAGUCUCAGCAGAAAAACAAGUCCUCCCUGAGCCGUCGGAGCUCCAGCACUGGGAGUCAUGGAAAGGUGGUACGACGUGCCAGCUUGUCAGAGAGGACAAACAUGUACAGGCGUGAAUAUGAGAAGGAGGCUGUAGUGUGGCAGUGCCUGGUCUCUGCAGAAGACACUGAUGGGAUGCAAGAAGAUGAGGAGAGCAGCCCUGAUAUACAAAGGAGAGAACCUGUGGAUCCUAACACAGUCAUGAUGACUCCAGAAAACUUUACAGAAAGCAAGUUCCGGAAUGGGUUCUGCUCUCCAAUCCCUCCUUUUUAUUGUUCCCAAACCAUUAGUGAUUCACCCAUCCCCACCUCACUAACUAACGGUAGUACCAACCACUCCCUGUCCUCUUAUUCACAAAGUCCUUUAUGGAGUGACAUCUUGGACCAGACCCCACUUACCCUUUCAGAGCUGAAGAGGCAGAGAAUGGCAGCCAAGCAGGGGAGAUACAUUGCAAGGAGCACUAGUGACUUGCUUGGCUCUGGAAAUAUAGACUACUCUAGUGACCCCGGGACACCACCCUGGUGCUCUAAUGGUACUUCUGUGUAUUACACACAUGCCAGUGGUGACCCCCCAGUUUUACGGCUCAAAUCUCAAGUUGAAGAUGAAGGAGAAGAGGCUGCCGGUGUCUUACGAUGUUGUCGGCUGUCAUGACUGCAGGUAUAUAGUACUUUGCAGGAUAUUGUAUCUGUGUUAUAUGCAGAGCAAGGUAUGCAUCAAUGUGUCAGUUUAUAUGUAGAAAUACAUAUACUGAACAUGCACUGGCCUAUGUGUAUGUGUACACAGAAUUCUGUAGAUCUGUACAUAAAGGACUUUAUGAAAAUGUACAUAGUUUGGGUUAUUAUACUUUCCUGUGCAUAAAGAAUUACGUCUACCUGACUAUGUAUAACUGCGAAUAUAUAACUUUUAGCACUUCAUUUGUUGUUGAACUACAAUUCUCAAAUCUUCAGGUAGUAAACUUGUUGCUGAAAGAGCAGCUCUGGUGCCAACAGUAUCAUGCUUUGUAUAUACAAUGUGUCUAUAUAGACACAAGAAUGUAAUACAGUUAUAUGAAUACCUUCUCAUGUAAUUUUAUGUACAAAUGUAUGUGUAUUUAUGGAGGUAAAUCUGAACAUGCACAGUAGUGUGUGUUUGUAUAUAACAGGAUAUUAUAUAUACAUAUAAAAGGAUGUAUAUAUACCUAUAAAAGUAUUGUAUGUGUGUUUAAUAACAGAAAUGUGUUUCUGCAAUACAUCUAUGUAUGCAGAAUAGAAUGUAUCAUGGAUGGGCUAGCUUUGGCAUGGUGGCUCUAGAUGAUAGUACCGAAUUGUAAAAAGUAUGUGGCAAUUACAAUUAUACAUGCAUCUCACACAAAUAGCAGCAUGGGAUAGGAACAUGUACAGCAAUACCUGUGGACUGGAACAUGUCUCAGGGCAUUCAUCAGCAUAGUACUCAGAGCAAUGUACGGUAGGCAGGAGACAUGUAUAAAAGUUUGUACUCUCAAGAAACUUAAUAAUUGCUAAAUAAAUAUAAUAAAUCUCGCAUCAUUUCCUUUUCUAAUAAACAUGAUUUUAACAAAA